AUGCCAUGUCAUGUGAAUGUAGAACCAGAAAUAUACGAUGUGGAGGAAAAUGAGCAGGCAGAUGAUUUUCCUACAGAUCAUAUUGAUGGCUUACGAAAAGAGUUGGCGGUAGCUUACUCGACAAUAAGCAGUCUCAAGCACACCAUUCAGCGGCUUUCUCCUUUCACAGAAGAUUCAAUGCAGUCAUCCACUGAUGGGUUCAUUCAGCACUACACUGGUCUCCCAAAUUUCAAAGUUUUGAAAGCAGUGUUUGAUUUUGUUACACCACAAGACAUGCGCACUAAAUUGUCAAGAUUCCAAGAGUUUAUGGUCGUAUUGAUCAAACUAAGAUUGAACUUAUCUAAUGAAGACCUGUGUUACCGGUUUGAUGUCUGUCGUUCAACCAUUUCCAGAAUACUGUCACGUUGGCUGACAAUCUUAGAUGCUGAGUUACAGCCACUAAUUUUGUGGCCUGAUAGAGACAUUUUGAGAAAGACUAUGCCGGAAUGUUUCCUGUCCUCAUUUGGAGAAAAAGUGGCAAUUAUUAUCGACUGUUUUGAAAUUUUUGUUGAAAGGCCUACAAAUCUUUUAGCUCGAGCAUGUACUUGGUCCCAAUACAAACACCACAACACGGUAAAAUUCUUGAUAGGUAUAGCACCGCAAGGCAUCAUCUCAUUCAUUUCAGAUGCAUGGGAGGCAGAGUCAGUGAUAAAUUUUUAA
Molecule: messenger RNA, 699 nt
Organism: Corticium candelabrum
Lineage: Eukaryota; Metazoa; Porifera; Homoscleromorpha; Homosclerophorida; Plakinidae
Exons: 1
Coding region: 1-699 (232 amino acids)
Source: RefSeq, a predicted model, not a curated record